Messenger RNA from Acanthosepion pharaonis, 606 nucleotides. The record is from the annotation of a GenBank genome assembly. NCBI's taxonomy places the organism in Eukaryota, Metazoa, Mollusca, Cephalopoda, Sepiida, Sepiidae.
AUGGAAUUAGUUGUCAUAUUUUUUCUCUCUCUCAUCUUUCUUUCUUUCUUUCUUUCUUUUCUUUCUUUCUUUCAUCCAUGUACCUUUAUGCGGAAAACAGCAAUCCUUCAAAAUAAAGGAAGUCGCUCGCAAGAGAGUCUGUCCUUGACUGUCCAGCCGAACGCUUUGCUCGCGGCCCUAAGACCGGCUAACAUCAAAGCCAUCUCCAAAGGUAACUCUGCAACAUGUCACCUCCGCUUACUACCACUGACGAAUUUCUAUUCCUAUCUAUCUAUCUAUCUAUCUAUCUAUCUAUCUAUCUAUCUAUCUAUCUAUCUGUUCAUAUAUAUCUGUCUCUCUAUCGAAAUCUAUCUAUCUAUCUAUAUGUUCAUAAAUAUCUGUCUCUCUAUCGAAAUCUAUCUAUCUAUCUAUCUAUCUAUCUAUCUAUCUAUCUAUCUGUUCAUAUAUAUAUGUCUCUCUAUCGAUAUCUAUCUAUCUAUCUAUCUAUCUAUCUAUCUAUCUAUCUAUCUAUCUCAGUCUUUCAUCUCUAUCCUAUCAGUUCCUAUUUAUCGGUAUCUAUCUAUCUAUCUAUCUAUCUAUCUAUCUAUGAGCUUAAAAUAUGGAUAA